GAGGCGACGUGGAGCAAAGAAAAGCGGACAAAGCGGUUUUGGAGCGCAAGCGAGAGCGGAGGUGACGCAGCCCGGUGCGGUGAAUGCACAAAGUAAAUGUAUAGAAAAUGGAACUAUAUAUGUCGAUUGUACGGGCACGGCUGACGCUCGCUCUUGGGAUAGCUUAGCCUUUCACCGCCACGUCGCUUGUCGCUCCGCGAAUCGCUCGUAGCUUGGCGAUAGUACUAAUAAAGCCGUGUUUCUUGCGAAAUCGUGAAUAUCUUUAUAUUCAUUUGUUUUUACAAUUUUUAGGUGAGUUUUGCAAAGUAAAUCUGACGUUGCAUUUCAUAUCUUUCGUCUGUUGUUUCAUUUGAUUAGAAGUUUGUUUUUCUUUGUAGAAAUGAUGAAUCCGCAUCCACAUCCACCACCACUACAACAUCCCCAAAUUCAGCAAAUUCCUCAUCAUCAGCAAGUUUUACCACCACCUCAACAACAACAAGUACCACAACAACAAGUACCACAACAACAAGUACCCCAACAAAUACAACAACAGCAGCCAAAUCGAGGUUACUCUCUCAUGAUGGCAUUGGUUAAAAACAGUAAAUACUUCGAUUCAGAACGUUUGCAGGCUAUGCAAGAUACUCCAGGCUUACCAAAAAUCAAAAGAUCUAGGAAAAAAAUACGUGAUACGUCAACUUGGGAAAUAAAUAAGGUGAAGAAAGCUAGAGAACAAGGUAAGCCUUAUUUGACCCAGAAACGGAUAAAAGGCGUAAAAGUAGGUUAUGAAGAAAGAAAGAAGAGGGUCAUGGGUCCGGCCUGCAUGUCGCGUGUGUGCCACAAAAGCUCAAAGAGAAAAUGUGACCAAUUAGAUGAUGAAUCCCGACAGGAAUGCUUCGACAGCUUUUGGUCUGAAAUGACUUGGGCCCAAAGAAAAGCAUACAUUAGUGCUUUAGUAAACAUAUAUUAUACAAGAACUACAACUGUACCGAAUGGUGAGUCUAGGAGACACAGAACAAUUAAAUAUUCACUGAAGAUAAACAAUCAACACUGGCCAGUUUGCAAAAAGAUGUUCUUAAACACCCUCGGUCUCGGGGAAAAAACAGUUUUGGGCUGGAUCGAGAAAGCCAAUGAACAUGGUGUUGUUUCUACACCAGUUCGAAAAAAUAACAAAGAACGAUACAAUAGAGAAAAGUUGAUACAUGUUGAAACAUAUUUAAAGAAUUUGCCCAAGCUUCCCUCACACUACUUUCAUGGUAAAUCUGAAAAGGAAUACCUUGACAUUAACUUCAAUUCAGGAAAAGAGGUGUAUUUAGGAUAUAAAAUGUAUUUGGCGAAAGAAGGAAUUAAGGACAAAGAAAUAUCCUAUCCCUGUUUCCUGAGAAAAAUGAAUGCCUUGAAUAUUGCUCUGUUCUCACCAAAGAAGAAAGUUCCCCCAAACAAAAACAGUGCAAAACCCAUUUUCAGGCAGGAACAAACAUAAAAGACGGAAACAGUUGAAUAUUUGGCAGUGCCCCGUUUAAGUGAAAAAGUUCUUUUGUAUUCUCUUCAAUAUAUCUUCUGCUUUGUUGGCACGUUAAUGUGAUAUUGGUUAAAUGUGUGAUCAAUUUGGACCACGGAAGUGAUAAAAAAUCCUUCAUGUUUCUCAAGAUAUGAAAUAUUUGAAUAUAAAAAGAUAAUUUUAAGUCCACACAGGGAUGGAUUACUAUCAGAGGCAAUUUAGGCAAAUAUCCAAGCUACCUGCAUGUCCUUCCUACCUAACUGGACAGGAGGCGUAGGACUUUCUUAGCCUCUAAGCUUCUAUUUGCCUAAAAUCAGUCCUAGUAAUGUAUACUACAAGUUUAUAGCUCUCUUUCAAGCAUAAAAAUCAAUGUUAUAUUUCUCAACUCUAAUACACUACUGUUUCAGUGGCAUACUAAACUUUAAGUUAUAAUAUCACAUUAAAUAUCAUAAUCAGAAUGUUAUUUGUAAGAUGGUAAUUAUGAUAAGGAAAUCCUUGUGGUAGCUAUAUAUUUGCUAUGUAACUAGGCAUAUGUAGUCAUCCAAAUUUUAAUGUAUCACACAUGUUAUUUUUGUAUAUAGAUUGGCUGGUCCAAUUUAUUGAUAACAGUAGAAACAAAACGCCAGUUAUAAGAAAAAUGGUAUGAUCCUCUGCCUUUUCUCUAAGGACAAACUUUUGGUUAAACUGUAGGAACUGUAGCAUAGGCUUAAUGUAUGUGUCACUGUUUUGGUUUGGAUGACAUCAUAUAAAAUGUAUGUUACAUUACGAGUCAACAAAUUCAACAUUUAUCGCCCAAUUUAGCUCUUAUAGUAGUUUACGCUUGAUAGGUAUUGAAUUAGAUUUAAGAUUAUUUAUUGUUCAAAAAUAAGUAUUUAGAACUUUUACUUAUAUUUAAGACAAAAGAAAAUGAUUUCCUAUCUACUGCCAUAGAUUUUUUUUAAUUCUAUGUAAAUGUUAAAAACAUUGAAAAAAAUGGGAUCCAUGAUUUCAUUUCAACUAUUUUAUGUUUUAAUACACAUUUGCCGAAAACGACUUGUUGUUAUGUUUUAUAAUUUAAAAUUCUAAGACUGAUUAAAUUUCUAUUUUGACUUAUGAAAGUAUUUUUUCUAUGUUUUAUGAUUCAAGUAUUCACUGUAUUCAUAAAAUAAAUGUAGGCAUACAUUUAAGAAUAAAGGUGAAAUUAGAAGAUUAAA
This is a messenger RNA of Cydia strobilella, 2670 nucleotides long. RefSeq lists its product as uncharacterized. The transcript is spliced from 2 exons. Bases 380 to 1459 code for a protein of 359 amino acids. The record is from RefSeq and is a predicted model, not a curated record. NCBI's taxonomy places the organism in Eukaryota, Metazoa, Arthropoda, Insecta, Lepidoptera, Tortricidae.